Messenger RNA from Parathielavia appendiculata, 1514 nucleotides. Its product is annotated as 3-oxo-5-alpha-steroid 4-dehydrogenase. Gene Ontology annotation, biological process: steroid metabolic process. Gene Ontology annotation, molecular function: 3-oxo-5-alpha-steroid 4-dehydrogenase activity. Lineage: Eukaryota; Fungi; Ascomycota; Sordariomycetes; Sordariales; Chaetomiaceae. The coding region runs from base 370 to 1272 and encodes 300 amino acids. Gene Ontology annotation, cellular component: membrane. The transcript is spliced from 2 exons. The record is from RefSeq and is a predicted model, not a curated record.
GCCAGCCUCGCCAGCCAACGGAAUCUGGUCUUUGACAUCAUUCACAGUGCUGUCUGCCAGUUCAAGAGCUGCAGCGUCAGGUGCCAUUUUGUGGACGGGAGUCAAGGUGGAAUUGCACAGCAGGUGCCAGCCAUUGCAGCUCAUUUCUGCCGGUUGUUGGUCUCACAUUUGUCCUCAAUCCUAAUCAUCUCACGCCGCGGCGCAGUGUUAUUGUUCUGGCGCCAGUUUCCAUUCGACGCUUAGUCCAGUCAACAUCAGAGCUCAUCUCUCAACAACACCUAUCAGCAGUCAAGACCCUGAAAAUAUACCUGCAAUUUCUCAUCCCGCCGGGCCUUUCCCUCAAACAACACAACCAUCACCAAGCACAGCAUGGCUACCUCCACUCCCGGCCUCAUCCCUGGUUGGUUCCCGCCGACGCGCGAAAACUACGACCGCAUCCUCUCUGUCUGGAUCUGGUUCCCAGUGGCCGCCUCCCUGCAAUGGCUCGUCUCCUGGUACGGCAUGGGCAAGACGUCCGUGUCCUCGCGCCUCAACCUCCCCGGCCGCAUCGGCUGGCUGACCAUGGAAAUCCCCGGCUUUCUGACCCUCCUCUACCACAUGCACGCCCUCACCCCCGCGGCGAAAAAUAACAACUUUAAGGAACAAGAAGAAGGCUUCCCCUGGCAAAACCAGGUCCUCGCCGCGCUCUUCGUGCUGCACUACGUCUACCGCGCCAUCCUCUUUCCCUUCCUGCAGCCGUCUAUGUCGCCCCUGCACCUCGUCAUCUGGCUCUCAGGCGCCGCCUUUCAGGUCAUCAAUGGCAUGAUGCUGGGCAGCUGGCUGGCCGCGUACGGCCCCACGACGCAAGCCGAGUGGACACGCCAGCUCGCGCCCUUCGGCACGGCGCAGUUCGCGGCGGGGAUCGCGCUGUUUUACGUCGGUCUGGCCGCCAACUACUACCACGACGACGAGCUGCGCGAGAUCAGGAGGAGGGUCCUGCGGCGGCAGAGGCAGCAGGCCGGCAAGGCCACCGCGUCGGUGGACAAGCACUACGAGAUACCGCAGGCGGGGCUGUUCAAGGUGAUGCUGUACCCGCACUAUUUUGUUGAGUGGGUCGAGUGGUUUGGAUUCUGGAUGGCGACCGGUUGGGGGUGUGUGCCGGCGCGGUGUUUCUUGUUCAACGAGAUCGCGGCUAUGCUGCCGCGGGCCGUGAGCGGGCGCAAGUGGUAUGCCGAGAGGUUUGGGGAGGAGAAAAUCAGGGGUCGGUGGGCUGUCAUUCCGGGGAUUUGGUAGAGGAGUGAUGUGGGUAGCAAUCGGUAAUCCUAUCUCCCGUCAUGUUUUCUGGCGGGCUAUGGGCAUCAGAGGUCGCGUGAAAUGUGAAAUAAGACAUCGAAGCGCUUGACGGUGAGACUUUCAAGACACCUGCAUUUUACUACUAGGCUUAUCAGCAGAUUACAGUCAUCGCAAACGCAGGCAGGAGAGAUGCUAUGAUUGCUAUUGCCCACAAACAAAGGAAAUUUACACCGCUGCGGAGG